CGAUUUUUAGUUUCGCGGUGGCGCCUCCACCGACGCCGUUAAUUCCACGCUGAUAAAUAAAUGCUCAUUGUUUCCACCUUUUUUUCCGGCAAACAUAAUCGAUUCUCUCAGGCAUAUCAGCGAAUCGACGAUCGACCUUCUUGAUCGAGAGCCGACUAACCGAAUUCGAUACUCGUAUCGAAGCGUUAAUCUUUGUUUUGAGUGUACCGUGGAGGGAUUUUUCCGUUGCUGUGUUGCAGAUCGAUUCGUGUAGUUGCGGAGGAGGAACGAAAAAGAUAAAUUAGAUUGUGGGUUGAUUGCAUUAGCGGGGGAAUUCGAAAGUCGGGGAAUGAUGGAGAAGGAGCGAAUCAGGAAGCGUCCUCGGCUUGCAUGGGAUGUUGGUCCGCUCGAAGGAGAGGCUCAACGGGCUGAAAAGCAUGUAUCGCCACCAAAAAGGGUUGAUGAUCGUGAAGGUCAUUAUGUCUUCAGCCUGGGGGAGAAUCUCACUCCUAGAUACAAAAUUCUCAGUAAGAUGGGGGAAGGCACCUUCGGCCGAGUUCUGGAAUGUUGGGAUCGGAAUACACGGGAAUUCGUGGCUAUUAAGGUGAUCCGCUCCAUUAGCAAAUAUCGUGAUGCAGCAAUGAUUGAGAUUGAUGUUCUUCAACUUCUUGCUCGGAAUGAUAAAUCCAGCUCUCGCUGUGUGCAAAUUCAAAACUGGUUUGAUUACCGCAAUCAUAUAUGUAUUGUCUUUGAGAAGCUUGGACCAAGUUUAUAUGAUUUCCUUAAGAGAAAUAAAUACUGCCCAUUCCCUGUGGAUCUUGUUCGGGAAUUUGGACGCCAGCUUUUGGAAUCUGUAGCAUAUAUGCAUGAUUUACAACUGAUUCACACUGACCUGAAGCCAGAGAAUAUACUUCUUGUCUCUUCUGAUCACAUAAAGCUUCCAGCGACCAAGAUGAUACAGAGAGCAUCUUCAGAUGAAACACAUUAUAGGUGGUUGCCAAAGUCGAGUGCCAUUAAGCUGAUUGAUUUUGGUAGUACUGCAUAUGAUAAUAAGAACCACAGCUCCAUUGUCUCUACAAGACAUUACAGAGCCCCUGAGAUUAUCCUAGGUUUAGGAUGGAGUUACCCUUGUGACAUCUGGAGUGUUGGUUGCAUACUCGUGGAGUUAUGCACGGGUGGAGCACUAUUCCAGACACAUGAGAACUUAGAACAUUUAGCAAUGAUGGAGAGGGUAUUAGGACCUUUGCCAGAGCACAUGAUUUCUAAGGCUAAUCGGGGAGCCGAAAAAUAUUUCAGGAGAACAAGAUUGAAUUGGCCAGAAGGAGCAGUUUCUAGGGAGAGUAUUAGAGCUGUGAGGAAGCUUGACAACUUAAAGGAAAUGGUGUAUCGACACACAGAGAGCUCUAGGACCUUGCUCGUUGAUCUGCUGCGCGGACUGCUUAAAUACGAUCCAUCAGAACGAUUAACUGCCAGAGAUGCUCUGGAUCAUCCAUUUUUCAGGAAUCCAAUCUGAGAAGAAUAUAACCCAUAUCGUCAAGACUCUGCGUAGUUUGUAGCGAGAUACAGUGGGUUCCUUUUCUUGUACUUGCACUGUAUGUUAAUUAAUGAGAUGAAAAUCUUUCCUUCUUCUAGCCAAACCAAGAUUGCUUACAGAUUUAGAAUAGCUUUUGCGAUCAGUUGAUAGUGUCUGGGUUUCAGACAAGCGUCACGAAUUCGCGUAUGAAUCUCAGUAACACUCAAAAGGCAUUGCACAAGCUCAAAGAUUGCUUGAAGCGUGAGAAUAGACAUAAAGACAUAUUAGAGAACAGACACGUUGAAAAACAAAGUUUCUUUGAGGCAUUCCGUCAAACACAUUGUGGGCUUAAACCUCCCCUUCUGGCAUUUUCUUUACGUUU
Messenger RNA from Linum tenue, 1874 nucleotides. NCBI's taxonomy places the organism in Eukaryota, Viridiplantae, Streptophyta, Magnoliopsida, Malpighiales, Linaceae. The record is from the annotation of a GenBank genome assembly.